GCAGUUACGGCUUCAGCUCCAACCAAAAUACCAAAUUAUCCACAGACACCACUCCCCUGAGCUCGCUCGCACGCCGCGGCCGGGUAACACCACCACCGGGCACCAUGGCCUCCUCCUUCCUCUCCCUACGCCUCCCUACCCCCUCCCCGCCCACCGCGACGUCGUCCCCGUUCUUCCCGAAUCCCCUAGUCCGGUCCGGAAGGUGCAGUCCGCCGUCCUCUACCCUCGUGGCGCGUGUUGCCGGGUCGGCGGCGGGGGCUCCGUCGCCGUUGUUCAACCCGAGGGGCGACCCGUUCCUAUCCACGCUAGCCGCUGCUUCUCCAGAGCAGCUCGCGGCAGCUGCGGGUAGCGAACGCCGCGGCGAGGACCACCUGCCGUUCCUCGAGAUCUUCCAGAACGCCAAGCUCAUGUCCUCGCCCGCGCAGGUGGAACGUUCUAGCAGCUCUUACAGUCAGCACAGUCCUAGAAGGCCUCCCCCGGAUUUGCCGUCGUUGCUUCUACAUGGCCGGAUUGUUUAUAUUGGCAUGCCGUUGGUGCCAGCAGUUACCGAGCUUAUUGUUGCCCAGUUGAUGUACCUUGAUUGGAUGAAUAGUAGUGAGCCUGCAUAUAUAUACAUCAACUCAACAGGAACGGCUCGUGAUGAUGGUGAACCAGUUGGAAUGGAGACAGAAGGUUUUGCUAUCUAUGAUGCCAUGAUGCGGAUGAAAACUGAGGUUCACACACUUUGUAUAGGAGCUGCAGCAGGUCAUGCCUGCCUUGUCCUUGCAGCAGGGAAGAAAGGCAAACGAUAUAUGUUUCCCCAUGCCAAAGCUUUGAUUCAGCAACCUCGUAUUCCUUCAUAUGGGAUGAUGCAAGCUUCUGAUGUUGUUAUUCGUGCAAAAGAGGUCGUGCACAACAGGAACACCCUGGUCAAACUUUUAGCAAGGCACACUGGAAAUGUACGUACAACUUGUAAUCAUUUACUUGUAGAGAACUUUAUUUUUUUUUCCUUUUUCAGUUGGGAUAUAACAGUUCUUUAUCAGCCACCAGAGAAAAUAGACAAGGUGAUGAGAGGACCAUUUUAUAUGGACUCUUUGAAAGCCAAGGAGUUUGGGGUAAUUGACAAGAUCCUUUGGCGCGGGCAGGAGAAGUACAUGUCUGACAUGCUCUCCCCUGAGGAUUGGGACAAGGUUGCUGGAGUCAGAGGCCCCGGUGGAAUGUGAAGUUGUGCACUGGACUUCGAAUACUUAGUUAGGCCUUUGAGCUUGCAGUCGCAGGGGCUGAACUGGACGUUGUCAGAGCCGAGGGUAUCUAUUGUAUGGACUAUGGACAAGCUAGAUUAGAACUUGGACGAUCAUGUUAGGGCGUAUGCUCUCGGGAUUGGAGCUAGCGAGUGUUUUGGGUGGAGCUAUUGUUGUUAGUCUGCUCGUUUGCCAGUCCAGGUUUUGGUACUCUGCUCACUGUUGGUGCAUAGUGUACACGGUUUAUGGACCCAAAGGGGUGGAUGAGGAAAACAGCCGAGAUGAAAAUAUUAUCAACACGAACAUCAUGUGUCUUUUUUUUUA
Triticum urartu is the source of this 1544-nucleotide messenger RNA. RefSeq names its product ATP-dependent caseinolytic (Clp) protease/crotonase family protein. Gene Ontology annotation, molecular function: serine-type endopeptidase activity; ATPase binding; ATP-dependent peptidase activity. Gene Ontology annotation, cellular component: endopeptidase Clp complex. The record is from RefSeq and is a predicted model, not a curated record. Gene Ontology annotation, biological process: protein quality control for misfolded or incompletely synthesized proteins. NCBI's taxonomy places the organism in Eukaryota, Viridiplantae, Streptophyta, Magnoliopsida, Poales, Poaceae.